UUGAAGAAAAGCGGCGUGGCGGCUGCGGGCCGAGCGUCGCGGCGCCAGCCAGGGUCAUUGAGAAAAACACAGGCAGCCAACAGCGCCCUGCCAUUCACAUCUCGCAGCCUAUAGAUGCAACCCGCCUCGCUCUUUCUUGAGGGAAAUACAAUUUUCUUUUAAAGACAAUUUUUUUUUUUUGCAGCUGAAAAUCAAUUUGCUUUUAAGUAGAACAUUUCUACAAUUUAGGUUUUAUUUCAAAGUAGGGAAGCAGACUAAUUUUGCAAUUGUUUUAAGGACGAUUUUUGUUCAGCUGAUAAUUAAUUUUUCUUUGCUUUGAAGCAGAACAUUUUUUGCAAUUUAGGUCUUAUUUGCAAAGUAGGGAAUAGGAUUCAAUUUUGCAAUUAUUUUCAAGCCGAUUUUUGUGCAGAUGAAAAUUGAUUUUGCCUUUUUUCUUGGCUUUAAUUUGCAAAGUAGAAUUUGUUUUACAAUUUAGGGUUUAUUUGCAAAAUAGGGAAUUGGACUCAUUUUUAGCAAUUCAGGUUUCAUUUGCAAAGUAGGGAAGGAAGGUUGUUUGUGGUAGGGGAGGUAUCUAGUUUAUUCCAUUGAUAAAGUCGACAGGUUGGCGGCGGCUGUUUUGCUUCAGCUGAUGAUCGUUCAGUGAUUUCUGCCCCCAUGUUAGAGAAAUUUCCCUGUUGCCCGGAAAUGGCGAUCUGCAAGGCGGCGGGCUGGCUCCACGACCAGCUGGUGCGGGGCAGCGACAGCCUGCUGCUGAUGGACUGCCGUGCCCAUGAGCUGUACGAGUCCUCGCACAUCGAGGCGGCCAUCAGCGUGGCCAUCCCGGGCCUGAUGCUAAGAAGGCUGAGGAAAGGGAACUUCCCCGUCAAGUCCCUCAUCUCCAACCACGAAGACAAGGAACGCUUCGCUCGCCGCUGCAAGACCGACAUCAUCCUCCUGUACGACGAGAACUCGGCGGAGUGGAACGAAAACCUCUACACCACCUCCGUGCUCGGCCUCCUACUGAGAAAGUUAAGGGACGAAGGUUGCAAAGUGUUCUGCUUGGAAGGUGGAUUCAGUAAGUUCCAGGCGGAGUAUCCAGCACACUGUGAGACCAACCUGGAGAGCCUGUGUUGCAGUAUCUCCCCCACCGUGCCCGUCCUCGGACUCGGCGGCCUCCGCAUCAGCUCCGACUCCUCCGACAUCGAGUCGGACGCACCGAGCAGCGCCACCGAGUGCGAGGGCAGUCCUCUGUCCAACAAUCACCAGCCUCCCUUCCCGGUCGAGAUCUUGCCCUAUCUGUACCUAGGCUGCGCCAAGGACUCCACCAACCUCGACGCUCUGGAGGAACACGGGAUCAAGUAUAUCCUCAACGUCACCCCCAACCUCCCCAACCUGUUUGAGAACGCAGGCGAAUUUAAAUACAAGCAAAUCCCCAUCUCCGACCACUGGAGUCAGAACCUGUCCCAAUUCUUCCCAGAAGCAAUUGCCUUCAUAGAUGAAGCUCGCAACCAGAGCUGCGGUGUGUUGGUGCACUGCCUGGCCGGCAUCAGCCGCUCGGUCACCGUGACCGUGGCUUACCUGAUGCAGAAGCUCAACCUGUCCAUGAAUGACGCCUACGACAUCGUGAAGAUGAAGAAGUCCAACAUUUCCCCCAACUUCAACUUCAUGGGGCAGCUGCUGGACUUUGAACGGACCCUGGGCCUCAGCAGCCCCUGUGACAACCGGGUGACCGCUCAGCCCCUCUACUUCAGCACUCCCACCAACCACAAUGUCUUCCAGCUCGACGCACUGCAAUCCACUUGACCCAGAAGCUAAACGCCCAUGGGUGAAACCGGGCAGGAAAAAUUUUAACGGUCGGAUCACUGACACAUGAAGGGAUCGGACUGGCUCUGGUAAAGACAACUGAUCUUGACCAAGCAGCCUGUUGUGAAAGAGGGCGCCCACCCCUGACAUUUGACUUUGAGGCCAUCGAUGGUUCACAAAGUUGGUUGGAAAAGUGCAGUGGCUGAAAGCUUUGCAGUCUUACGAGAGGACAAAAGGGCAAGUCGGGCGUAGCCCUUGUGCCCCUGACCCCUGCCCUCUUCUCCCGUCCUACUCACAGCUAGAUAUAUGUCUUCAUUGAAGGCUUUGUUGAUUCAAGCUGGUAGGAUAAAAGUCUUUUUUUUUAAAAAAGCUUUUGGAGAGUUCUGAAACUGGCCACACUCUUUGUUUUUUUUGUGUGUACUCGUGACCCUAUCGAGUAUCUCGCAGCAUGUUCCUGUAUAUAUUGUCUGUAUACAAAUCCAGUUUCGCAACCAAAUGUCGGCUGAGAUUCUGAUUUAGGAUGGAGUGUUUAAUAUUAGAGAGAGUAACUUCUUUGUGAGGUAUCUGGUUGAAUUGAAUCCAUUUCACAUGCUGACUAGUGGACUGGAAGACCGAAGUGUAUAAAUAAGUAUUACCAAUGUUAUGUUUUGACUGAUUACUAGGACAGUAUAUGCCAAAAAAACAUUUUCUUUAUGACUGUUCUGCAUUGAUAUGCUCUAUCUAUCUAUGUAUCUAUCUAUCUAUGUGAGAGUGUAAUUUAAAACUGCAUCUUGAUAAGCCCCUUAUAUUUUGUCUAUUGUAAACUGAGGGCCUUGGUUGUGUGUGUGUGUGUGUGUGUGAGUGUACAUAGUGUUGGUGUUUUCUUGCUUCCGAAUGAAUAGACUGUUCUUUGGUUACGGGGGGUGGGGGCAGAGUAUUUCUUGGGAUUUUAAUUUGUAAUUUUGGACAAUGCGCAAGUCAUACAGUGUGUUACCUCUGUGCAGACUCUUCAGGGAAAUUAAUCGUGAAUGCAAUGGAUUUUUUUCCCCUAAGUCUGUAUUUAAAACUGGAAAGCCAAUACUGUAUGUACACAAUGCACUUGCUGUAGUUUGGUAGCCAGUGAGAAACUGUCGCCGAUUUCAUUGUCAAGAGAGGCUUAAUGUGAAAUGGGGAUUUAUUCUAAGAAUGAUUGAUUGUAUUAUUAUACUAAGUUAUUAAUAAAUAACUAUUUUGCCUAUAUAGAAACUCA
Amblyraja radiata (thorny skate) is the source of this 3010-nucleotide messenger RNA. RefSeq names its product dual specificity protein phosphatase 6-like. Gene Ontology annotation, molecular function: MAP kinase tyrosine/serine/threonine phosphatase activity; MAP kinase tyrosine phosphatase activity; protein tyrosine/threonine phosphatase activity. The transcript is spliced from 3 exons. Bases 655 to 1782 code for a protein of 375 amino acids. Gene Ontology annotation, biological process: peptidyl-tyrosine dephosphorylation; regulation of heart growth; negative regulation of ERK1 and ERK2 cascade. The record is from RefSeq and is a predicted model, not a curated record. NCBI's taxonomy places the organism in Eukaryota, Metazoa, Chordata, Chondrichthyes, Rajiformes, Rajidae. Gene Ontology annotation, cellular component: cytosol; cytoplasm.